This is a messenger RNA of Melanaphis sacchari, 1134 nucleotides long. RefSeq lists its product as uncharacterized. NCBI's taxonomy places the organism in Eukaryota, Metazoa, Arthropoda, Insecta, Hemiptera, Aphididae. The transcript has 4 exons. Bases 350 to 1111 code for a protein of 253 amino acids. The record is from RefSeq and is a predicted model, not a curated record.
UUGUUCUUUUCAUUUAUCGUUUCUACCAUAAACAACAAAAAUCAAACGGUGUAGUGACAUUUUUGAUGAUGAUUAUUUUGUGACUUACCAGUCACCAGCGCUCGGUUAGCUCCUAGCGGAUUUUGCCGAAUUGCCAAACUUCUCAUACUAAUUUCGAUGUUUUAUAAAAACCAACGUCCGCUUGUAGCUUUUGCAUACUCGUCGUUUAGUGUUUAGUGUUUUUCUGUUAAUUGUUAAGGCUUUAUAGUAUUCGCAUUGUUAGAUACCUUUUUUUCCACGGUACCUACUAUACAUAUCGUUUGCAACUCUAAACUCUUGACUCUAAGUCGAGUCAAUACGCUUCAUUACAAUGAGUGAUGAAAAAUUGCAGCAGGAUCAUAAAAUCACAACAGCAAAGUCAUCAACUAUUCCAAGUGUAUAUUCAGGAAUUCCAUUUAUGGGUAUGGUAGACCAAGGUGAUGUAGUAUUACAAUUUCAAACAGUACCAAAAGACAUAAUAUUGGACCUAAAAUUGGUUUCAUCUAAAGAAAGUUCCACUACUAUAAAUACAGAUCAAUCAUUAACUAAUCCAACAUUUAAAGUUUCUGUAAAUGGUAGUGGAGCUCAUGAAGAAAUAUCAGAUAUACCAUCAACUUCAACUCCAAUUGUUGGAACAUUAUCACUGGUGGAAUGUUCUACAACUAAAAUACAGACUACACAAAAUCUUCUUCUUUUUGAGUUUCCGAGAGCUAUUACAAUGAUAUCAUCAAUACCCACUGAUUUGAUGCAAGUUUUUUGUAUACCAUGUAAUAUAAUGUCACCAUGUGUACAACCAAGAAUUGAUUAUGAAUUACAGUUUAAAAUAUUUAAUGCUCUUAACAUACUUAGAAAUACUAAAUUUAUAUAUGGGCCAAAUUUGGUAAAUAUACUACCAAGAAUUGAUCAUUUAAAAUACUCCAUGAAAAUAUGUUAUGAUGGAAAGCAUCUUUCACCUUCAAUAGAUGUUUUUAAAAUCACGAGUGGAACACAAGUAACAUCAACAUUUAAAUUGAAAUGUGCAGAAAAAGUUUUAAUUACAAAACAAAAUAUAAAUGGAUUCAAUUUAUACUAUCCUUAUGUAAAAUUUCAAUAAUAAUGUAAUAAAUGCAAUUAACA